UCUCAACUCCCUAUCCUUUCGUUUUCGUUGAUGGAACUUCGCGCGCGUUCCGACUCCUUUCGGUGUCCUUCACCCGCUAUCUCACACCAUGGCCGCGCUCCGGGACGGCUUCUCGAUGUAUUUUCUAGCGGUGGUCUUCCUACUACUCGGUCUUACGCACUCCCAGGUCGAGGAGUUCCCGUCGGCCGACAACUUCCGCAGGAGGUCCUUCCACUCGGCCACCGUCUUGGGUGACAACCUUUAUAUAUUGGGCGGCGGUGCAUCCCAGAUGUCGCCCCGUUUCUCGAUACCCCCGAGCAACAAGACCCUCGUGAUCCCACUGAACGAAGAUUGGAAUGCUCAAACCGUCAACAGCAAAGUUCAAAUGAUCGACAACCAGAAGGGUUUUAACAUCAUACGGCCCGCGCUGUGGCCAAACGGCCAGGAGAACAGGAUUUACUCUUGGGGCGGAGGGGUUAGGGAGACCUACCCCUUGGCCAACGAGACUCUAACCAAUCCAACACUGCGCGUCUUCGAGAAAGCCAGCCCUGAUGGCCUGUAUGGGACUUGGAGUAGCGACCGGACCCUGCCCGGAGAUUCCAAGAUAAAGUUCACGCAGGAAGGCAGCUGGACCAGCUGCAACGGGCUAGGGUUCGUGUUCGGCGGGCUGACAAUGUUGAACGAUGGUUCGAGGUGGAGAGGGACGGCCUCGCCGGGGCUCGUCAUAUACAACAUGACGUCGCAAACCUGGAGGAAUGAAAGCCAGGUAGCCAAAAAGGUUGGGCGAGGCCCUAACGCAGGAAACCACGCGCGUGGUAACGCCGUGUGCCUCCCGGAGAUGGGCACCCAGGGCAAGGGCAUCGUUGUCUUCAUCGGUGGAGGCCGGCCGGACAAUUCAGACGCCCGAGAUAUCGAGCCGGUCCCCAUGGACACGGUGUACUUUUAUGACAUUGGCAGCAACGACCUGUACUCGCAAAAGACCACGAGCGAGAUCUCGACGCCCGUGGCACGGCAGUACGCCUGCGCCGUCGCCGCGAAGUCUUCGAGCACCCCGUCGUACGAGAUCUUCUUCUUCGGCGGCGAUGGCGAGAAGCCCGCGACCACACACGUUCUCACCAUUCCGGGGUUCAGGUGGUUCAACGCCGGGAACACGGGCGCCGACAACCCCCAAACUCGCAGCAACCACGCCUGUGUCGUCGGAGGGAAGAGGCAGAUGAUCUCUGUGGGCGGGACCCAGGUCGUUGGCGGUGGUGAGCAGUGGGUGGGAAAGGAUCCAUGGGUGAACGGGAUAAAGGUGUUUGACAUGGUAGAUCUGAAAUGGAGAAACGACUACAAAUCGGGCGCGCCCGACUACGAGUCUCCGGCCAUGAUCAAGAAAUGGUACAACGAAGGAAACGUCGCGGAGUGGGACAGCGAUGCCGUGAAGAAUCUCUUCACGGUGGCAGAAGCUACGCCCCCAAGCCCCCCGGGCCCCAACGUCGGCGCCAUCGCCGGAGGCGUCGCGGCCGGCUGGAUCGUGCUCACCGCGCUCGUGGACGGGCUGGUGUUCUGGUGCAACCAGCGUAGGCGCGGGCGCGCGGGCGAGGCCGCCAGGCUUCGGGACGACCAGGCCGAGGAGGGGGCGCGAUGGGACUGCGACUCCUCGGCGACGCUGGUGAACGCCGGCCCCCCGGCCGAGGUCUACACCAUGCCCACCGAGCUGCACAACGGCGUCGACCUUCCGCACGAGCUCCCUGCCAACCCACCAGGCAAGGGCCACUAUUAGGAGGGGUAACGGCUCGUUUCUUUAUUUCUUUCGUGGUCCCAGGAUUUGGGUACAACGGAGUGGCAGGCCAUCAAAUAGGGAUUAGAUUUAGACUAUCAAUCAAGUGGCUUUUGGCUUUCGUUGCAUGCCGAGGGAAC
Gaeumannomyces tritici R3-111a-1 is the source of this 1881-nucleotide messenger RNA. RefSeq lists its product as hypothetical. The coding region runs from base 89 to 1744 and encodes 551 amino acids. Gene Ontology annotation, cellular component: cell cortex of cell tip. The record is from RefSeq and is a predicted model, not a curated record. Gene Ontology annotation, molecular function: protein binding. Lineage: Eukaryota; Fungi; Ascomycota; Sordariomycetes; Magnaporthales; Magnaporthaceae. The transcript has 3 exons.